CCUCCCGGUCGCCGCUGGAAGGAGGAGACGGAAAGGGACGCGAUGCUUCUCGUCGGAACCGAGCCGCGCUCCGCAGCGGGACACCGAUGAAGGGGAGGCUGCGCCGCGCGAGUCCGAGCUGCGAGGCGCGGCGCCCGGGGAGGAUGCGGCUGCUGUGGCUCCGCUCGGUUCUGCUGCUCGCAGCGGGCUGCAGCCAGAGGGUGGAGGUCCACACCGAGCGCAGGGGAGUCAUCUACAGCCCCUCGUGGCCCCUCAACUAUCCGGCCGGGGUCAACUGCAGCUGGCACAUCCAGGGAGGUCACGGCGAGGUCAUCACCAUCAGCUUCCGGAACUUCGACGUGGCCGACCCGGGCGACUGGCUGAUGCUGACGCCGACGUGGAGCGGAGAGUCGCGGCUCUGCGGCGCCGUGCUGCCUCCUCCCUUCAUCUCCACCAGGGGGCGCGUCUGGCUCUACUUCCACUCUCAGGCCAACAGCUCGGGUCGGGCCCAGGGCUUCCGCCUCUCCUACAUCCGAGGUCACCUGGGGCAGAGCAGCUGCCAGUCGGACGAGUUCCUCUGCGGGAACGGCAAGUGUCUCCCUCGUGGCUGGAAGUGCAACGGUCAGGACGAAUGCGGCGACGGCUCGGACGAGCGGAUGUGCCGGCCCCCCGCGGCGGCCGCCGCCCCCACCGGCCUCUGCCCCCCCGGCUCGCCCGCCUGCACCACCGCCCAGUCCACCCGCUGCCUGCCUCCGGCGCUGCGCUGCAACGGCGCGCGCGACUGUCCGGACGGCAGCGACGAGCGCGGCUGCCCGGACGCCGCCUGCGGGAAGCGGCUGGGGAACUUCUACGGCUCCUUCGCCUCCCCCGACUUCUUCGGAGCCAACCGGAGCGCGGCGUCCGAGCUGCGCUGCGCCUGGCUGCUGGACACCCAGGACCCCAAGCCCAUCGUGCUGCAGCUGGACCUGCAGCUGGGCCCGGGGGACUCUCUGCGGGUCUACGACGGGCCGCUCCACACGGCGGAGCGCCUCCUGCAGGUGCUGUCCUACCACAACAACCGGCGGCCGGCGCUGCUGGAGUCAAGCGGCGGGCAGAUGAGCCUGCUGUACACGGCGCUGCCGCGCAGUCCCGGCCGCGGCUUCAACGCCACGUACCAGGUCAAAGGUUACUGUUUCCCCGGGGAGCGGCCGUGCGGCAGCGACCAGGGCUGCUUCUCUGAGCGCCAGCGCUGCGACGGCUACUGGCACUGCCCGUCGGGCCGCGACGAGGAGGGCUGUCCCUCGUGUCCCGACGGAGAGUUCCCUUGCGAGGGCGGCUCCGGCGUCUGCUACGCGGCCGGCGAGCGCUGCAACAACCAGAAGAGGUGUCCGGACGGCUCGGACGAGAAGAACUGCCACCAGUGUCAGCCGGGCAACUUCCACUGCGCCACCAACCUGUGCAUCUUCGAGACCUGGCGCUGCGACGGCCAGGAGGACUGCCUGGACGGCAGCGACGAGCGGGACUGUCUGACCGCCGUGCCGCGCAAGGUCAUCACCGCCGCCCUCAUCGGCAGUUUGGUCUGCAGCCUCCUGCUGGUGGUGGCGCUGGGCUGCGCCCUGAAGCUGCACUCGCUCCGCAGCCGAGAGUACAGGGCCUUCGAGACACAGAUGACACGAAUGGAGGCGGAGUUUGUGCAGAGAGAAGCUCCGCCCUCGUACGGCCAGCUCAUCGCGCAGGGCCUCAUCCCACCCGUGGACGACUUCCCGGUCUACAACCCCGCGCAGGCCUCCGUGCUGCAGAACCUGAGGCUGGCCAUGAGUCGGCAGAUCCGCCGGCACUCUUCGCGACGCUCCUCCGCCUCUCGUCGCCGACUGGGCCGCCUGUGGAACCGCCUCUUCCGCGGAGACGGACGGGCCGCGCUCCUGGACCCGCCGGGUCACACGCAGAUCGACCUGGGCCUCCACUGCUACAGAGCGGUGGGGGACCCGGCGACCCCCACUGAUGGAUGCAACAUGGGAGGAGCCUGCUCCGCCUCCAUGGAGGCGUCAGAGAGUCCGGCGUCUCCUCUGUCGUACCAGUCACUGGACAGCGGCGAGUCCCCAGUCGGCAGGACUCCUGAGUCCCAGCCUCACAGUCCUCAGGCGGACGCGUCCCGCGACAGCCCGACUCCACCCACCUCCGCGGAGACGCCGGUCGCUGCGUGCCAACCUCGCACCUCCAGAAAACUGGUCCUGGAGCUGGCCUUGAACCUGAAGGGUGUUUCCCUCCGACGGUACUCUCCGCUCGGACCCGUGUCGCCGGCCCCGACCCCUGCGGCCCCCACAGAGCCACUCACUCAGCCCAGGACUCCGCCCUCCGACAGCGGGUCCCCAGGUGCGGCCGGUUUCCCCUCUGGAGGGAAGGGAGAGCGGGAGGUCAAGAGGCGGCGCUGCCGUGAGGACGGCUGCGGCUCAGGGAGGGGGGCGUCCACCUGCUGAAGAUCAGCUGGGCCUUCUCUGCUAAGUGUCCUUCGCAGCCCGAGCCGUCCGUCCCAGAAGAGGCUCGGAGCGUCACCUUCAGUGCCAACGCCGGAGCCAUAACGUGCCGCCGAGAGCUGUGACCCGCCGAGCGGCCUUCUGCUUCCCUGGCUGUCUGGAGCAGAGGAGACCGGGGCCAGAACCAGGUCCGAGAGUGGAGUGGAGCUGCCGAUUCUGGCUUCCUUCUCUGGGAUGUUUCCUAUUCUCCUUCACUGCACGGGGCGAGGCUGGUGUCAGGCUCCGCCCAGUCAUGGGCCACGCCCAUCCAACUGGCGUCACGCUCAAGUCGCUCAUCGCUGCUGCCCGUCUCACGAGCCACUGGAGACGUCGCUCCGUCUUUUCUUCAGCAACGUGUCUUCUCCUUCUGCGAAAUGCCUUAAACCGCUGUGUUGCUUUGCGCAUCCAAACGUGAUGACCACCUGAUGGCGCCGCGCCUCUUGAGACGAGUGAAACCAAGUGCGACCCCAUCAGGUCCCUCCUGGUGAUGUAGGGUGCUAGAGCGGGUCAGUCAGGGGCCGGGGCUUGUGGCGGCUGCACCGAGCUUCCCGCCGGAGACUCGGUCCCACCAGGGUCUCCAGACGAGCUGUGCCUGCUGGCUCAUCGCGCGGCUGCUUCAGGGCCAAACGUCUGCGUCAGGCUCUUCUCUGGAGACGGGAGUGAGGGCAGCGACGCAUCACGCCGCGUCUGGAGCCCAAACAGGCCUGGUCACAUGAUCGCGCUCCGUCAGGGGCCUCACCAGGUGUGGACCUUCCUCUCUGCCUGUGGGGGCUCGGCACUCUGGUUUCCUCCCUCAAUAAACCAGAGGCUGAUCGAUGACUGUGUCUGCUCGGCAGUCGUGAAUGACUGAGGUCCAUGUCGUGGUCGGCCUGUGAUGAGAUUACCACCGGAGGGAUUAUAAUCCAGGCUCGUCUGACGCGGCCUCGGAGCAGGGUCUCGUCUUUUUCAGGAGAUUUGAGCCCCAGAUUCAGCUUCCGCCUGCCGUUGCUUCAGCGGUUGUGUCCCGGAGUCACUUAGAACGUGACCCACUCCCGAGUCACCCAGACGUGUCCCGCUCGUGUCAGCUUCAGGCCGAGUCGAUCUGCUACUCCUCCACCGUGAGGUCCUGUGGCGGAGCGAGGUCCCCUCAGCUCUCACCAGUGCAUCGUGCUGCGCAGCACUGUCGUCUCUCUGGGACUCUGAGUAGAGCCACUGAAUGUCUCAUAUCUAAGCCAGAGACGCCGGGCGAGCCGCCAAGUCUUGGUGUGGAGUGGACGGUUGAUGACGUGCUGUGUGUGACGCCAGCGCUGCUGCCGCUGCUCUGUCAACACACCUCAACUGACAUCAAGUUUAUUUUCUCAUUUGCUGUCAAUAAAUCUGACCGUGAGCUCUGUGUCACCGAGUCCUCACUCGC
Messenger RNA from Synchiropus splendidus (mandarinfish), 3864 nucleotides. It is a transcript of the gene lrp3, whose product is annotated as low density lipoprotein receptor-related protein 3. Bases 87 to 2435 code for a protein of 782 amino acids. Lineage: Eukaryota; Metazoa; Chordata; Actinopteri; Syngnathiformes; Callionymidae. Gene Ontology annotation, molecular function: protein binding. The record is from RefSeq and is a predicted model, not a curated record. The transcript is spliced from 7 exons. Gene Ontology annotation, cellular component: plasma membrane.